UCAUAUCCUGACCUGAGGGGAGACCAGGAGGCUACAGGCGCUUUAAAAGGGGCCACUCAGCCCUCUCAGCAGACACAGUACAGGCGAGAGGGGUACUGGGCGCACACGGCACGCGGGACCAGGAGGUAUUCAGGAACGUUAACGGAACUAAGUGGUGAUAGUUACGGCACGAGAUCACUCGCAGGGCUCGAGCGCUCUGACUGGGAUCCAGUUUAAAAAGAGACUAUGAGAAGGGAACAAUUUACAAAUACAAUACACGAAAAGGGUUGUGAUGAACAGAAUGGAGCAAGUGGUGGCUCUGAGUAGCUUUUAAAAGCAGGAAGGCGUCAGUACAGAAGGGAGAUUUCCCUCACACAGCUCGAUCCACACUGGGGGAGCAGAAGAAGCCAUGGGCUCGGUACAUGAUGGUCCCUGUUAACCUGCUGCUGCAUAUGGUCCUUUUAAUGCCUCACUUCCCUUUGGGAUCUGAGGGCAAUGGUCACCAAAAAGAAACCUCUGAUGCCUCACAUCUAGAUUCCAAGGAGAAGAAUAUCAGUCAUGCAGCAAACUCAGGUUUGAUCCAGACUAUCCAAAGCCUUUUGAUUACCCAGCUGGGAUUGAGAAGCUACUCAAAACCAAGUCCUAGAAUUAUUAUUCCUCAGUACAUGCUAGAUCUGUACCAUUUACACAGUGGGCACUCUCAUUCAAUUCAGGACGCUGAGUUUCAUUUCCCAGUGCAGCAUGCAGAGAAUGCUAACACCAUUCGAGGGUUUCAUCAUAUUGCAGAUGGUGUAGAAGGUACUCUUGUGGAACACAAAGGAAACUUUUUUUCUGUUCUUUUCAACAUCUCAUCAAUUCCAAAGAAUGAGGAAUUGACUGCCGCUGAACUUCGUUUAUAUAAAAAGGGAAUUAGAAAUCAUGAAACUCCUGGACUGCAACAGCUUAAGUUGUAUUAUGUUGUAGGAUCCCCCAUGUCACCAAGAAAAACUAGACUGUUGGAAACUAGGUUAUGGAGUUACCAUCAACCUAAGUGGGAGAGCUUUAAUGUCAGUACAGCAGCGACAGAGUGGAUGAAGAGCAGAUGGUCCAACAUGGAAUUUAUAAUUGAGGUUGUUCACUUUAAUCAGAGUCAGAGUCAGACAAUGUCAGACUUGUGGACUGAACAAGUAAGACUCAGGAGGUCAGCCCCAAAUGAUGACAGCAGCUGGUCUCGAGAGAGGCCUUUGUUAGUGACUUACACUCAUGAUGGACAAGGCCAAACUCUGGUCUCCAGGACUAAGAGAAGUAAGCCUUUCGUCUUCCGACAGUACAGACGAGUUGGGGGAAAAAAGGCUUCAUCAAGGACAAAAAGAAAUGGGAAACACUCAAAGUUAAAGAGGAAGUCAAAGUCCAAGUGCAAAAGGCAUCCACUCUUUGUUGAUUUUAAGGAUGUUGGCUGGAAUCAAUGGAUUGUUGCUCCAAGUGGAUACCAUGCUUUUUUUUGUCAUGGAGAGUGCCGAUUCCCACUGUCAGAUCACAUGAACUCUUCUAGUCAUGCAGUGGUUCAGACACUAGUAAACUCUGUGAAUUCCCAGGUCCCCAGAGCUUGCUGUGUGCCAACUGAACUCAGUCCAAUAGCUAUGCUUUAUCUGGACCAAAAUGAUCGGGUAGUUCUCAAAAACUAUCAGGACAUGGUGGUAGAAGCGUGUGGAUGUCGCUGACAUUGUCCGUUUGCUAGAGAGAUUUUUGACAGGAUUAUUAUUAAAGAAGUUACACAGUAACAACUCUGAUUUUUUUGCUAACUUAUAUAAAUAAUAUUUCUACCAAUAUACAGUAAAAAGACUGCAAUUCUGUAUAAGAAUGCUAUUUUUUUAGUAAGUCAGAAUAUACAGCAUUGCAGAAGUUGUACUUGUGGAAGAUUUUGUGCAAUAAUAUAAUAAAGUGAUUGAAGACCCAACACAGUGCUAAAUAUUUAAAGAUAAUUUACUAAAAAGCAUUUUCUGGACUAAUAUCUCUUUUAAAAGUAUAGAUGAGUCCUGUCAAAAUGCCAUAAGACAUUGCUUAACUAAAACUGUAUUGUUUUAUUUCAGGAAGUAUACUACUUGUUUAUGACUGGUCACAAGAUGCAAAGGUGAAAAAUCUCAGGCAUCUUUAUUGAAAUUAUGCAGUAAACAACUGGCUUUAUCUGUUUUAAUAUUCUGGCUGUGAGAUACCUGGAGAAUUUUUAUAACUAUGUAUUUCUAUAAACAACCUCUAUGUUAAGGUAUGCAAAGUUAUCAUGAUUCCGCUCACCCUUACUGUUCCUUAUGAUAUUCUACCAUUGGCUGUUUAAGUAGUAAUCUAUUUCAGACAAAGUCAGAUUGUAUAUGGAAGGAUUCUAUCAGUAUGGAUAUGUUUUAUGCCAACAUUUUGCAUAUAUUAGUACAUAGACUAUGUACUGAUAUAAUAUCCUCAUUUUUAACUGAUUUCACUACUUGGGAUCUUUGCUCUUUUUUUGCUCUUUAUCUGUGUGUCGUACUAAAUUACUAGGAAAUUUGUAAGUCUGACUUACCUGUUUGCAUAGAAUAAUGUUAUUUGUGAUGUAUUUGUAAAAAAGCUGUUAAUCAGCUCCGACUGUCUUUCUCUUUUUCUUUUUGCUCCUCCGUUAGUCCAGUUUUCCAGAGGAAUAGCUUUCAAGCUAUUUUUCUUCUGUAAAAUCUGUAGAUUUCUACUUUGCAUUGUUCAUGCCUCUCUUCUGGCCUUUACAAGUUUAGUGGUCUGAACAGGUCGCCACAAAAUAUGACUUAAUAGUCUGGACUGAAAUCAUUAUCAUUAUACAGUUCUGUGCUGUUUCUAAUGUCUUUUUGAGGUCAAUAGUCCAAAACAAACUGCAAUUCUGUGCCGUUUAUAAUAUGUAUUUUCAGGUCAGUAUUCCAAAAUAAAAUUUGAGAUUAAGAGACCAAUAUACAGAUGGUCAGGAAUUAAACAUAUAAGUUUUACUUUUGUAAAAGGCAUAAAUGUGCCAUUUUAUGCAGUUUAAGGAGAGAAAGAAAAUGCUGACACUUUUUCAUAUAUAACUGUGAAGCUAUUUCUGUUAUUAGUAUUUCUGCCAUAGAUAAAAUACCCCCAUAAUAUCUCCCCAGGGUCUUGCUGUUUUUCACAUUUAUUUUUGCUUCCCCUUUCAUUCAGCAUUAGCUGUGUCCCAGUACCUGUCAUUAGUGUCCCUAGAAAGUCUGACAGAAGACUGAGAGUCCUGUUAUGUCACCAUCCCCCAGAUAGCAGGGGCCCUAUUCCUUAUAUUCUUUCCCUUAAACCCCUUGAGUAAUAUGUGGAAGAAUAUCAUGGUGGAUCGUGGACACUGCACACCUCCCACUUUAGAUAAUUUACCAACACUGGCCUUCUCUUUUUUCUUUCUAUUCAAGGCCCCUGAUCUCCACUGGGAGCAGUUGCUAGGUAAAAAACAACCAGGUACCAUUUCUUUGAGAGAGGGUAUGAGACAGAGAAACAGGGAGCAUGUGAUGGGUUCUCAGCAGCUCAAUACCCCUUCCUCAAUCUCCUGUGCUGUGUUGUUAGUUUCUUGGAUUUGAGCUGCCAACAGUCCAGAUUUAAUCCCUCACUUUUGCUGGAAGGUCUGCCUAAACUUCUUAUUAUAUAGUUAGUAUGAACAGCUUCUUAAUUAAACAAACAUGUUUGAUAGUGGUGUAUCUUCAGUGAACCACAGCUGGAUUAGUGCAGUAGGGAAUUUAAAUCUUUCUAAUAAUAAAACAAAUCAGCAGUGCUGCAGACUGCAUCCUGAAGAAGCACCCUUCUUAUACCAUGGCAUAGCUUAAUCAAAAUGAUACUUCUUCAAAACAUAAAAGAUAGGUCUCAACGUUGCUAAUAAAUGGGUUGGUAGCCCACAUUAUUUAGUUGUACUUCCUCUUACAACAUUGUGUAUUUCUCCUCAGCUAUCUGCAUCUGCCUCCACUUACUUUUAUCAAGUUGUUACAGCACUGAGUAAUUUGUAUGACUUCAUUCUCAUUUUGGUAACUGGGGAUGUCUCAUUGGCAGAUAAGGUGCAUUUUCAGAGGAAUUUUCAGUGCAAAGAUAGAAGAAAGCACCAGUAGUAUAAUGAGCAACAGUGAUUCAUCACAGAAAGAAAUGCUGUUGCCUAAUGAAAAUGCAAAGCAAAUAUACCUGCAUGAUUUCAGAUGGAGAAAUUCUAAUGAUAUCAGCUGCUCCGUCUAGAGCAAGGAUGCACUUUACAUGCAAUAAUAGCUACCAUUAAGAUAUGGGCACAGUUAAGCUAUGAGAAUGAAAUAAUGAACAUGAGAGGGGUUCCAGGGCUUUUCAGUGAGGCAGAAGAGUGCAGGAGGGGACACUGUUGAAAUGGUAAUUAGAAAAUUGUGAGUACCUGUAAUUUCAACAGCUGGCUUAAGUAAGUAAUACCAGAAAGUCAUAGUAAAACUCAAGGACAAAGCAAAGUGUGGGGGAUGAAACCUGCAUUAAUGAGAAAAGACUCUGUGACUGAGGUAGAAUGGGCUGGCAAAAUGAGCAAUUCUUUGACAACGUUUGAAAGUACUGCCUUAACAAACAGAACAAAAGAAGCAGUAUAGAAUAAUGGGCAUAUUGGAAAUGCAUAGGUCAUCUCCAACAUACAGAGCAGAAGUAAAGCAUUCCUUAUCCUUAAACUGGCUGCAGUUUAAUUUGGGCAUUUCUAACAAUGAGAAUGAAAGGCAAUAUAAGGAAAAGGUGAGGGGUGCCCAAUGCCAUCCCUGUGUUCCAAACUAUCCACUCAUUUCAAGUGAUCACCUGCAAAGUAGAAGAGAGAGAGAGAGAGAGAGAGAGAGAGAGAGCAAGGCAGGAGACAUUUUUGGUAGAACAGUGUUUCCAGUUUGUUGAAAAUUUAUCCAUAGUGAAUUAUUGUCUGCCUCCCAUUAAUUUAUUUGAUUAUUUACAUUUGUAAACAGGAAAUGUCCAUCUGGGAAGACUUAUUUUCCGUGGAUUCCCAGGGAGAAAACUGUCCAGAACAAUGUGGAAACAUAACAGAAAUUUGGUUCCUGUAUGUGUUCUUAACUCAGCAGAGCUCUGAUCACAAAUCAUUGGCAAAACAAUUCAUAUUGCUCCAACUCAAGUGCCAUCAGUUUCAGAUCACAGGUGCCCAGGGUCAUAAGGAAUAUGUAAUAAUGGAAUUUCACUGAAAAGCCAGGUUCGUUGCUCCUUGAUAUGUGUGAAGUCUCAUCUCCUCACAUCUACAUGUUGCAGUGUUGUUCUGUAAGUCAAAUAAUUGGAUGGUUGUAUGUAUGUAUAUUUUGUAUGUAUGUCAUACAACAAAUUCUUGUCAUGCUGUGGACUUUUCUCCACGAGAAAUCUGAUCUAAUACCCCUCCAAGUAAGUAGGUGACAAUCAAUACCCAGCAGGACAAGAAGGGCAGCUAAUAUAUCCCAGUGACAUCUGCUAAAUACCAGUGGCAUCAACAUCUUAGAAAAGUCUGAGCCAGCUCAGCCAGAUUGUGAAAUGACUUUCAGCAGACUUGAUGCAUGACUAAUAGUAACUAACCAACCAAAGGCAUGAUGUGUUUAUCCACACAAGCCCCUGUAUUAUUUAGGAUAAAGGAAACAAAAGGUGAGCUAUCUGCUAUCUCCUGUUCAAAACAUAUAGGUGCACCAUUGUCUCUUGCAGUUAUCAAGGUAGUAAUUGAUGUUUGUCAUAUUGAUCACUUCUGCAGUAGCCUUAGCUAUAUAGUUUAUAUCCUGCCAAGGAUAUAAAAAACAGCCAGCUUCCAGAGCUUCAGGGUACCUUCCAUCCACCCAAACUGUCAAGCAGCUCAAGCUGACUAAAAGACACAUUUGGGUGCAAAGCCCUUUAGAGCUUUAUUACUGCUGAAGAGAGUACACUCUUCUGAGGCUUUUGAGGAUCAACAAUCAACUUGUGCUUUCCUGUGCUGGAAACAUAAGUUCCCUUUGGGGGGAAUAUUCCAUUUUAUUAAUUUUGUUGAUGUUUAUCACUUUACUCUUCAGAAAAGUUAUUUUAAAGCUAGGAGGGAGUUUUUGAUUUAAUGGACUGU
This is a messenger RNA of Protopterus annectens (West African lungfish), 5983 nucleotides long. Its product is annotated as bone morphogenetic protein 2-like. Gene Ontology annotation, cellular component: extracellular region. Lineage: Eukaryota; Metazoa; Chordata; Ceratodontiformes; Protopteridae. Gene Ontology annotation, biological process: BMP signaling pathway; SMAD protein signal transduction. The coding region runs from base 402 to 1679 and encodes 425 amino acids. The record is from RefSeq and is a predicted model, not a curated record. Gene Ontology annotation, molecular function: cytokine activity; growth factor activity. The transcript has 3 exons.